GCUAUUGAAAACCACUACUACUCUCCUGACUUUAAAGACAUCAAAAACCAAACGAUUACCUUAAGUCUUUCAAACGACUAGUCAAGCAACAGCUGACAGUUAUUUAAUAGACUUUUAAAGACAUUUUCAACAUGUCUGAUUGGAAGGAUCUCGAGACCAGCAGGGGUGGUAUUCUGCGAAAGCAGACUUCUGCCCCUUCAGGUCCUCGGGUAACCUUCGCCCGUCCGCGGGCUGAACCGGAUGUGGAAUUGAGCCGUUCAGUUGGUAGAUGGACUGAGAGCAUGUCUAGACCAGCGCAGGGGCCAGAAAGGACAAGCUGGUUUGUACGAGAUACAUACCAGGAGUUGGCCUACGCUCCAGCCUCAUAUUAUCCAAAGAUGUUUGUUCUCCUGGGAAAAACAUAUGAGGAUGAGGAGGUCCCUGCAGGUGUUAGAGAGAAAAAGCUUACAUCAACUGAGAGGCUCAGGAUGUCCAUGACUAGAAUGGAAGCCUCACGAAGGGCCCGUUUAUACUCGAAUGAGGAGGCACGUUGGGCCCUUCUACAGAUUUUGAAAGAUUGGUGUGGCCCUGAAGCUGAUAGACAAGAUAAGAUCACGGGUUCAUCAGCUGAAGGGCUCGUAAGUCUCGUUGAAAGCAGUGGGGAGCGAGAUGAUCAACGAAAGUUGUGCGUCUCUGCCCCCGCAGCUUUCGAAAUGUGGACUGUCCCUCCGGGGACAGUUAAUGAUGAUGAGUUGGUCCCUGCAGCUGGUAGACAGACUGACAUGUCUACACCAGCUCAGGGGCAAGAAGUAACAAGCUGCGGUGAACGAGAUUCACAAUGGAGGUUGUGCGUCUCUGCACCCGCAGCUUGCGAAACAAGGUUUGUCCUUCCCGGGGCAAUUGACGAUGAAGAGUGGGUCCCUGCAGUUGUGUCUACAUCUGCAGCGGCUUUAGAUGAAGAGGAGAGAAGCUUACCAGUGGGAAGACAGAUUGGAAGAGGUGCCUUUAGUAAAGUGGAUGAGGGGAUGCGCAAAUAUGAUGGCAUGAAGGUAGAACUGCUCUUUAUCAAUUUGUUUUGCCAACCCUACAUUAUAUAUGACUUACAUAUGAUUAUUUCUCUCUUGUACGUCACCAUCAAAUAUAUCAAGAAGUCUGGCAAGGAAAUCUAUACUAAAAUACCCUCGAACCCAAGGACAUUGAGACAAACAGACCCAGUUCCGGCCGCCGUGGAGGUCAACACACCACUGAUCUACUGGCCGUCCUUCAACAUGAUGCCCAGCCGAUGCCUGACCAACGACCACCAGCGGAACCUGUUUAAUCUCCUCAUCCGUUUACAUAUAUCUCCCAAGGGUUUUUUCCCUCCUAGGACUUUUUUCCUUCAUUGCAAAAAUAUUUGGGAGGUUUUUCUCCUAGGGGGUUUUUUCAACCCGGGGAGUCAGCCGACAUUGGCUUUACAUAGCACCCUCUUCUAUACGUAACAUUAUUAAUAUGCUCGCUUAUAAAGUUUAUUCAUAGCCGCUGUAUUUUGCUACUUAUAUUGU
Messenger RNA from Paramisgurnus dabryanus, 1520 nucleotides. RefSeq lists its product as uncharacterized. The record is from RefSeq and is a predicted model, not a curated record. Lineage: Eukaryota; Metazoa; Chordata; Actinopteri; Cypriniformes; Cobitidae.